This is a messenger RNA of Ceraceosorus bombacis, 385 nucleotides long. Lineage: Eukaryota; Fungi; Basidiomycota; Exobasidiomycetes; Ceraceosorales; Ceraceosoraceae. The record is from the annotation of a GenBank genome assembly.
AUGAAUAGACCAGAGUGCUCAGUUCAUAGGUCCAGUCCGACGGGAACACCUUGCAUUCUUCCGGUCGCCGCAAGAGUGGUAGAUCGCCACUGCCACGGGAGGGCUUGCACAACAGAAAACAGAAAUAACGCGUGGUAAGUCUCGGUUUUGGCCGCUUCGAGCCCGCGUAGUCAUGCUCAGCCCACGGAUCACGCCCCUCUUGAUGUCACGGUACUUCAGCACGAUUUGGCACCACGACAUUCAACUUGAGACGCCCAGGCGCCUCCUUUUCGAGCUCGCCGAUCUGCUUGCUCCUGCCUACGGCGUCUCGUCCAGUCCACGCGCGAAAAGCUUCUCGACGGCACAUGAGAAAUGGACGCGCCGAGCAGGAAAGCUGCUGGCGUGA